AUGUCCGGCAGCGACUCAAAGACACGGAAAAUAGGUGUUUGGGGGCUUUUCAAAGAGGUGUUCAAUUGGUAUCCAUCCAAUUAUCCGACAAAUGAGCGAAGGUACGUUGUCCCUCUUGGUUUGGCCAUAGGUUACUCAUCAUCUAGGUUGCUCUUCAAGCUGGAUUUAUCCAUUCUGGUAUUCGCAUGUCUAUGCUACCAGACCAACAUCAGCAACGCAUAUGUUAGUGGCCUAAAGGAAGACUUCAGUCUAAAUGGCAACCAACUUAACUAUUUCAACGUCUGCUAUUACACUGCCUACGUUGUCUUCCAAGUUCCUGGUCUGCUGUUGAUGUCGCGACCGACGCUGGCGAGAUGGCUGCUCCCUUCCCUUGAAAUUCUCUGGGGUAUAUGCACCUUUGCACAAAGCCGAGUCACGAAUGUCAGCCAGCUAUAUGCACUUCGAUUUCUCGUUGGCAUGUUCGAAGCGCCUGUCUUUGCUGGAACACACUUCAUUCUCGGCUCCUGGUACUCUGGCCCCGAACUCUUCAAACGAGCUGGAACGUGGUUUAUAUGCAACGCGCUUGGAACUAUGGUAAGCGGAUACCUGCAAUCCGCAGCCUACACCAACCUAUCCGGAGUGGGCGGCAUGCCUGGAUGGAAGUGGCUGUUUGUUAUAGACGGAAUUUUCACUAUUCCCGUCGCCAUUAUUGGCUUCUUAGUGUUCCCGGGGAUUCCGGAUUCUCCACGACCCUUCUUCCUGUCAGAAGAUGAUAUCACCUUGGCCAAGGAUCGGGCGCGAAGAGCAAACAUCCGUCGUCCGGGAAGGAUGACAAUUGAUGUCUUCAAACGCACACUUAAGCGCUGGCAUAUCUGGGUCUUCAUCCUCUGUUAUGCGUGCAUGAUUAUAUCUUCUUAUCCUACCUCUUAUAUGAACCUCUGGCUAGAGGCAGAAGGCUACUCAGUGCCACAGGUCAACAAGCUGCCGACAGUGACCUACGCGAUCAAUAUCGUUGCUUCGUGGUUAGGGACCACACUUGCUGCAAUUUAUCCGUCAUGGCUUAUUUACACUAUUGCGUCCGCAUGCUGUUUAUUUUCUUCGCUGUGUAUGAUUAUUUGGAACAUACCAAAGGCCCUGAAGUUUGUCGCAUGGUACCUCUUUGGCGCGGCAGGGUGCACAAGUCCUAUUCUGUAUUCGACGGUCAAUACGAUUGUAAAGGAUGAUUCUGAAGAACGGGCGCUCAUCAUGGUACCUCAAUAG
Molecule: messenger RNA, 1239 nt
Organism: Aspergillus eucalypticola CBS 122712
Lineage: Eukaryota; Fungi; Ascomycota; Eurotiomycetes; Eurotiales; Aspergillaceae
Product: MFS general substrate transporter
Exons: 6
Coding region: 1-1239 (412 amino acids)
Biological process (GO): transmembrane transport
Cellular component (GO): membrane
Molecular function (GO): transmembrane transporter activity
Source: RefSeq, a predicted model, not a curated record